Molecule: messenger RNA, 2022 nt
Organism: Prorocentrum cordatum
Lineage: Eukaryota; Dinophyceae; Prorocentrales; Prorocentraceae
Source: the annotation of a GenBank genome assembly
AUGAAGAACAACGCCAUCUGGCGCGGCUUCACCUACCUGGUGGGCUUCCUGGUGGUGUUCCGCACGUCGCAGGCGUACAGCCGGUUCUGGGAGGGGUGCACAGCCACCCACAGCAUGGGCGCCGAGUGGUUCGACGCCUGCAGCUCGCUGGUGGCCUUCAGCUUGCACGCCCCGCCCGCUCUGCACCUGGAGGUGGCGGUCUUUCAGAACCUGCUGGUCCGGCUCUUCAGUAUGCUGCACUCGGCGGCGCUGGGGGACGUCGAGGACAGCAGCGGCGGCCUGGACAUAUCCGCAUACCGGGCCUUCCAGAUGGAGCUCAUCGACGCGGCGGGAAUCGACGGGCAGAGCCUCGACUGCAUCAGGACGUCUCACUCCAAGGUGGAGCUGAUCUUUCAUUGGAUCCAGCAGCUCAUCGUCGAGAGCGUCGGCACCGGCGUGAUGUGCAUACCACCGCCAAUCUUGGCGCGCGCGCUGGAGGAGAUGGCCAGUGGCCUGGUGCACUUCCACCACGCGCUGAAGAUUUCGGUGGUCCCCUUCCCCUUCCCUUAUGCGCAGACCUGCGACAUCAUGUUGUUGAUGCACUGGAUGAUGGUGCCUCUCAUCGUCUGCCAGUGGGUAAGCAAGUGGUAUCUUGCGUUCAUAUUCGCUUUCAUCCAGGUUUUCACCCUGCAGGCCCUCAACCUGAUAUCAAUGGAGCUCGAGCACCCGUUCGGCACCGACCCGAACGAUAUUGACGCGGAGCAGAUGCAGAAAUCGAUGAACGCACACCUGCGCCUGCUGCUCAGGGAGUCCACGAAGAGGACCCCCACCCUGCGUCACGACGACCAGAAGGCGCUCCUCUUGCGCGUGGCCGAGCCCGACGAGGGCACUCUCUGCUCUUUCUUCGAUGUCUGGAUGGCCCUCGACGACGACAACACCGUCUUCCGCCGCGGCGACCCCUCUGAGGAGUCCGGCAGGCGGCUCUCCUCCCGGCAGUCCAAGAACUCUUGGCGGAGCAACCUGUCCUCGCGCUCCAAGGACAGCGCCCCCGUAGAGCCAAAGCCGCUGAUGCGGAUGCCCCCCGAAGUGGAGCGCGAGUUGGCGACGUCGAAGAUUGCCCUGGGCCUGCAGGCCCACUUGGGCGACGACUUCUGCGAUAAGACGCAGGCCCCGUCGGCCACGCAGGGCAGCAUUGACGACGCGAAGGGCGUCGUCCCUGGACCAGACUGGCUGGACGCGCGGAUCGCACAUACGUUCGUGGUGGAGAGGUUCUGGAACGACUCCCCGCGCGUCGUGGAGACGUCCCUGAAGGACGGCAGCCGUUUCCAGACGUUGGAGCCGCCGAGGAUGCAGGACUCUCCUCGGGUCACUCCUCGUGGCACCCCUCGUGGCGGCGACGCCGACGACUGGGAGGCCGACGCGGGCGAGGGCUCGCACGACAGGCCGCAGGCCCCCUCGGCCACCUGCUCGAGCAGCGCGGCCGUGCCUGGCGGCCUGUUCCGAGGCCUGUCUGAGGCAUGCCACGGCGCCGGCCCACCGAGCAGCGAUAGACCGCAGGCCCUGUCGGCCACCCAGGGCAGCCCUGACGACGCAAAGCACGUCUUCCCUGUAUCGGGGUGGCCGGACGCGUGGGCCUCGGAGACAUUCGUGGUGGAGAGCUGCUGGAACGACUCUCCGCGCGUCGUGGAGACGAUCCUGAAGGACGGCCGCCGGUUCCGGACCGUAGAGCCCCCGAAUAUGCAGGAGUUUCCUGGGGUCGCCCCUUGCUCCCGUGACGCCGACGCGGGCGAUGGCUGUUGCGACCUGUCGACCGCCUGCUCGAGCAGCGCGCAGGUGCUGGGCGGGCGGCUCUCGCUCGAGGCGUUCCACGGCGCCGCCCCGCCCAGCGAUGGGCCGCGGGCCCCGUCGGACACUGGCUCGAGCAGCGCGGCUGUGGCGGGUAGGCUGUUCUUGCCCGAGGCGUGCCACGGCGCCGCCCCCCCGAGCGGCGACAGGCCGCAGGCCUCGUUUUUCACCGGCUCGUGCCGCACAGCGCAGCGAUAG